Messenger RNA from Trypanosoma rangeli, 2478 nucleotides. RefSeq names its product C-terminal kinesin KIFC1. NCBI's taxonomy places the organism in Eukaryota, Euglenozoa, Kinetoplastea, Trypanosomatida, Trypanosomatidae. The record is from RefSeq and is a predicted model, not a curated record. Gene Ontology annotation, molecular function: ATP binding; phosphatidylinositol binding; microtubule motor activity. Gene Ontology annotation, biological process: microtubule-based movement. The transcript has a single exon. Bases 1 to 2478 code for a protein of 825 amino acids.
AUGUCGGUUUACGAGCAAAACCGGCACCGUGUGGAGGAGCUUGUCAGGGGUCUCUACACCAGCCACAAUGUGGAGGGAGAGCGUGAGAUAAUAAUGGCGUUGGCAAACUUGGUGCAGCAAGGCAAUGCGCAGUUGGUUUUGGACGAAGUCAAGGAGCAUCUAAAGCACGGACCUCCGGCAGAGCAGGAACGCUCUAUAGUUAUCUUGGACCAAUUGCUGUUGAACUGCAUGCCUCAAUUUGCCGGUUUGGUGUCGUCUGAAAAAUGGGCUGAGCGUCUCUUGAAGGUAGCAAAGACCACUAGUUCGAAAAGGGUCACUCACAAGAUCAUUGAGACGGUUAUUUUAUGGCAAAAGAGGUACCGCACCGAUGGCUUUAAGCGUUGUGCGCAGCGUCUUUCCCACAGCAAAGCUUUGGGAGACAUGUUCGACCGAGUGUGGAACCAAAUUGCUACGGAGGAGCGCUCCUUGAUGUCUGGCAGAAACAGCAGUCUUAAGGACAGCAAGGAACAAGCCACCGUUAAAGCUACUGACAAACAUCACACGCUUAAUCAGGCAGAAACUAUUGUGCUUGAGGCCCAAGGUGAUCUUGCCUCGCUGGAGUACGCUCUUGAACACCCACACAUUCUUCAUGAUGAGGACAUCGCCAAGGAGUGUAAGGAGCAUAAGCUCAACUGCAUGCGCCUACUUGAGAGUGGACAGUAUGAAGAAUUUGCCUCAGAGCUAAUGCAGUUGAUUGAACGUUUUUCAGAAGCAUUGGAACUCUAUGAGGCAAUGACUGGAUUUGACAUGGGUGAGGGUGAGGCGGCGCGACAGCGCGCACUCUUUGGGGGCGAGGGAAAUGGGGUCAUACUGGAUAGCGAUGAUGAGGAACACACAAGGCGACUUCAUCAGCGUGCUGCCCCACCACAGAAUGCUGAGCAGGCUCUGCUAAAGGCUCAAGAAGCCACACAACAGUUGGUCCAGCAGGAGCGUUCUGUGACAGCAGAACUGCGCAAUCAGCUUGAGGAACUUCGCCGCAAGCAUGCUGAGUUAAAUAACAAAUACAAAGACGCCAAGGCCAAAAAUAGGGAGGCUGUGGCCGCUUUGGAGGAGUACGCUGAUGAAAUUGAGGCACUUAGGGCCGGAGGUGGUGCUGUCCCCCCUGGGACUCGGGGUAUGGCUGGGGCCGGUGCUAAAAACGCAACUGCCGCCCCCCCGAUAUCUGUGGAGGUGGGGAAACGAAUGCGUGAUAAUGUGCUGUUUAUAAGUCAAUCACUACGAGAAUUACGGGAGCGAUACGCUGCUGAUAUUCAAAAAGAGAGUGCAUAUUACGCAUCACAGCUUACCGGUGCCAUUGCUUCUAUUGUUGCUGCUGCAAAGCAGGAACGCCAGAAGGACCAUAAGGCUUUGCUGUGGACGCAGGAGUUAUACAAGAAGGAGAUGAAACUCCGCAAACAAUACUACAAUACGAUUCAGGAACUUAAAGGAAACAUUCGUGUGUACUGUCGUGUGCGUCCGAUGGUGCCUAAAGAGAUCAGUGACGGUCAUUCCUCUGUAAUGGAAUUUCCUUCCACGGAUGAGCUAAAGUUUCUUGAUGCGAGUGGACGUCCGAAGCUGUUUGAGUUUGAUGAAGUGUAUUCACCUAGCGCAACGCAAGCGAAGGUAUUUGAAGAUACAAGUCCUCUCAUUGACAGUGUUGUGGAUGGUUACAAUGUUUGCAUUUUUGCGUAUGGGCAGACAGGAAGUGGUAAAACGUACACUAUGGGUGGAGGAGAGGGGGAAACAAAGGGCAUCAAUACACGAGCGCUGGAGCGUCUUUUUGAUAUUAUUGAGGAACGCAAAGUGACAGAGGAGUCUACGGUUGUCGUUUCAGUACUUGAAAUUUAUUGUGAUAACAUUCGGGACCUGUUGGCAUCUAACGAUGCGGGGAAAGUAUUGUACGAGGUGAAGCAAGGGGGACCAUGCGGCACAUACGUGACUAACCUCACCGAGGUGCCAGUCAAUUCCCCAUUGGAAAUUCACAGUAUCAUGGAACGCGCGAAUAGCAAACGAAGUGAGGGGCAGACGAAUAUGAACGAGCACUCGUCCAGGUCCCACAUGAUUUUGUAUAUCGUGGUUCGAACAACAAAUAAGCAGACAAAAAUGCAAAGUUUUGGAAAACUUUCCUUGGUUGACUUGGCUGGGAGCGAACGACUUGAGAAGAGUGGUGCAAGCGGGCAACAGUUGAAGGAGGCAGUUUCCAUCAAUAAAUCCUUGUCCGCAUUGGGAGACGUCAUUGCUGGGCUUGCACAGAACGGGAAGCAUAUUCCUUUCCGCAACUCUGUUUUGACGUUUCUUCUGCAGGAUUCUAUGGCUGGACAGGCGAAGGUUCUUAUGUUUGUAUGUGUCAGCCCCGCAAGUUACAACGCCAGUGAAAGCAACAGUUCCCUGCAGUUUGCUUCUCGUGCCCGUGGUGUGGCGUUUGGUAAAAUCAAAAAGAACACUGUAGUAGCGUCUUGA